UGUAGUUUUUUUUUUUUGAAGAUCGGCUAAGUAAAAUUGUCAGCGAUGAGCUUGCAGUGGAAAAAAUCAAAGGUCGACGAGAUUAGAAUGUGUGAGAAUUUUCGCUAUUGCAACGACGCAGGACUGAAGAAGAGCACCAUGACGGAACCAAACGAAUGCUUAUAUGAUGAAUCAGGCAAGGUAAAGGAUGAGGGGGGAGAUGACGAAGAGGGUAGAGAAGAAGGGGGAGAUGGCGAAAAGGGUAGAGAAGAAGGUGGAGAUGACGAAGAGGGUAGAGAAGAAGGGGGAGAUGACGAAGAGGGUAAGGAAGAGGAGGAAGAGAAGGAAGAGGAGGGAGAGGAGGAAGAAGAAGAAGCAGAAGAAGGGAAGGAAGAAAAAGCAGCAGAGGAGGGGUUAGAUGACUGGGUGGAUGGUGUAGAAGAAGAUGUUGGCGGGGAGGGUGAUGGCGAUGAUGAUGGGAAUGAUGAUGAUGGUUGCGGGAAUGCUGAUGACGAUGGCGGUGGGGAUACCGGGGGUGGUGGCAGUGGUGGGGGAGGAGGUGGUAGUUGUGAUAGUGGUGGGGGAGGAGGUGGUAGUGGUGAUGGUGGUGGUGGAGGAGAAGGUGGUGAUGGUGGUGGUGAUGGCGACAGUGAUGAGGGAGACACCAUUUCGAGAGCAAUAGCCGCAUUGGUCGGAUGUUGGCCUUCAUCAGCUACAGCAACCUCAACAGCGUAUACAUUACUUGUCACUGAUGGACCAUUCUCUGGUUGGGCUGGUGUAUCCACAUUGGCGUUUGCAAGUUCAGCAAGAGUAACAGUAGGGGGUAGACCCGUUGUGUCAUGCUGUGUGGAGGGUUGAUGCCGCCUGCAACCAUAAUUGGUGUUC
Chara braunii is the source of this 864-nucleotide messenger RNA. NCBI's taxonomy places the organism in Eukaryota, Viridiplantae, Streptophyta, Charophyceae, Charales, Characeae. The record is from the annotation of a GenBank genome assembly.